CACUGUUGAUACAGUUCAGAAAGGGAACCUUUUCUGCAAGAAAUGUGGGAGUCAUUUCACAAACACGUCCAACCUCAAAAGACAUGAGAGACAACAGCAUGGCAGGCAGGAACCAAUGAUGUGCAUCGAUUCUAUUAACGGAAUAUAUGUGACAACAAAAGAAGCCCAUGGGUUGAGACUACCGAUACAUGUGCAAAAGUCUUCAGUUAUUAAAUAUUUUGCCUGUGAAGUGGAAGCAUGCAUGGAUUUCAUGAGCAUAGCUGCAAAUGGAGGAAACCCUGGAAAAGAAUGUUUUCAUUUAGAAAGGACCAAGACAGCAACAUCAUAUAGUCCCCCAGAAGCACUGCACAAUGAUUCCUUGCAGGAGAUGCUGGAAAAAUGACUUUUUUCAAAAUCAAGACAAGAGGAAUGCACAGCGUUAAACCAAAAGGCUUGCUCUGAGGAUGUUGACUGUGUCUUUCCUAUUUUCUGGGGUGAGCAAGGCCUCUCUGAGCGAUAUAUAUUCUUUUCUGUGUAUACAGGCCAAAAGGACAAUUGGUGUAAGCUUGGAAGAACAAUCUGCACCUUUGAUACUAAAGUUGGUAAAUGGCACUGCAGAUGCAGAGGUACAAAAUACCGGAUAAGUUGUGUCCACAGAUACUUAUCCAUGUGGUGGCUUUUCCAAGAGCAUCCCCAGCUUCUACAAAAUGCAGUGGACUCCUCAAAUGAGGAAAUUGAAGAUGUAGAAGAGAUGAUCAGUACCCCUGAUGACAUCCACCAUCAUUCUGAACAUUCACGUAGUGGUAUCAUCACACAGACCAACUACUUUUGGAGGUCAAAAAGAAUCCCAGAGGACCUUCCAGAGGAUUUAACCACAACAGAGAAGCCCAUUCCUGAAAACUUUGAACCACUAGAAGUACAGUGCCCAUACUGUCCUGGACCAUGUCCUCCAGAUCUUGAAAGCAAAAUACUCAUCACCCGACAAGCAACUGUUUACGGAAUAUUUAAACAAUUUAAAGGUGUUUCUGUCUGUGCCAAGGAGUGUCCUGUCUGCAAAAACCUGGUCCGGUUUCAGGAAUAUGAGAGUGGGUUUCACAACUACAAUAACAGAGUUUUCUUAUCAAUCCCCUUAUGCUCUCUUCUGACAUCUGGUAUUUCAAAUCACAUUGCUGUGGGUCGCCUGUUCAGAACCAUCGAAUCCCAUUCAAGAUCUGCCUUGCCAGUCAACACUCUAAGAAAGGCAUUCUACCAUUUCUGUGCGUUAAGACAGUACUCAUAUAAUUUCUUUUGUUUCCGCUGUGGAUACCACCCAUCCAUUGUCAUAGCAGACACCAACUGGAAAGUCGCAUUCGAUUUACCAGUCAAUCUCAUGAGACGCCCAGACAUAGAAAACAUUGGUCCCCAGGACACCCAGGUUAAUGUGGCAGCAAGAUGGGAGAACCUAGAAAAGGAGAUCAUUGCCACUGGAUUUUGUGAUGAGUCAUCUAACAACCCUUUCAGGAGUCCGCUUACAUAUUCAGCAUUUCCACCUUGGAUUGGGAAGGACACCAGAGUCAAUGACAAUCUUCCCAAAACCGAAGUGUACAAAGGUCUCUCUCAAAGUGAAAGGGCGAACUCUGCACGCCCUGAAACCCGUGAAGUUGAUGAAGACAAGAUUUUGAAAAUACUAGACUCAAGAUCGUAUUAG
Megalobrama amblycephala (Wuchang bream) is the source of this 1666-nucleotide messenger RNA. RefSeq lists its product as uncharacterized. Bases 647 to 1666 code for a protein of 339 amino acids. The record is from RefSeq and is a predicted model, not a curated record. NCBI's taxonomy places the organism in Eukaryota, Metazoa, Chordata, Actinopteri, Cypriniformes, Xenocyprididae. The transcript is spliced from 6 exons.